UGUCGUUCCAUAAACUUGAAUGCAACAUUAUCUUGCAAACUGCAACCCGGGAAUUCAAAUGAGCUCUAAAUAUACACAAUUUAACGUUAACUUGUGUUGAUCUUAAUAAGUAAUUAGUGCACGUAGAAAUUCCUUACAUUAGUAGCUUACUUAAUACACCCACGUAUGUGUGCAAUAUUUGAUUUAAAGUAAGUAUGCAAAGGUUAUGUUCUGGCAGUAACUUUUCCUUGGACAUGAAAGAACAUGGACAGCGACAGUGACUCCACCUGCGACCUGGAUGAGGAGUUUCCUGUGUUUGACUUCCUCCAGCCGGGUCGACACGUAGGCCAAGCCUCCCAGAGCCACAAAGAGAACGCAAACUUGGUUGACCUGGCUAGCUCUGAUGCAGAAGAGGCAGCCGUGUUCUCCCCAGUUAAGGGCAAUGCGGGCGUAUGUUCAGGAACAGCUGAUGUAAUGAUGAUCAGCAGCGAAUCUGAUGAUGAUGCACCUUAUGUCCCUUUGGCACAGAGACUCAAACUGAGACAAGAAAAUGUGAUUAGUACCUCCUCCACUGUCACUAAUGGGAAAGAUGCUGAACACUAUUCGCCAUCCAAUCUGGCCGGCUCACGGCUCUCUUGCCAGAAUGGGUUGUCAGAGUCAGAGCGGCCGCUCAGCUUCCAUCAGGUGAGAACAGUGAGCCCAGAUGAGGCGGCAGCUUUCCCUAAGCGAUGGCUGCCUCCCACCGACACCUACGCCAAGAGGACAGCUGCUAAGAAGACAACGGAGGAGAUCCAGACCUCCAGGGAGGAGGCUCUGAGGAGGAGGCAGGCCAGGGAGGGCCAGCAGAGGGCAAAGGAGGGGCUCAGGCAGGAACAAGAGGGACAGAAAGCAGAGAGGAAAGCUAUUGCAGAGGCUGCCAAGGCCUUGAGGCCGGAAGAGUGUAUCAAGCAUAUGGUGGUGGCUGUGGACCCAGCUCUGUUACAGCUGGAAGGAGGCGGGACUCUGCUAGCGGCCGUGCAGGCUCUGGGUUGUAGCUGCGCCAUAGAGAAACAAGCCCUCCCACGCAGUGUCAGCUGGAUGAGGAAGGCUCCCUGUGCACAGCCAGAGGAUGCAGUGUGUGUAGCAGAGGCCCAUGUUGUGAUGCAGAUGACAGUUGAGGACUUCAUCACUCUGAUCCUCGCCUACAUUCAGGAAGAGAGGCAUGGCAGGUCUGGCUCUGGUCCCACUCUGACGUCCUGGGUGCAGGAGCAGCAGAGGCGUCACCCCGCAAAGAUCCUCGGCCUGGUGGUCAUCGAGCUGGAGAAAUACUUCAGAUCGCAGAAGUCACAAAGCAAGAAGCGCUUUCGAGAGGCGGUCGCCGGUGAGGAGGAGGGAGGAGGAGGAAAAGUGAAGAAGAGAAGAAAGAAUGGUGUAGCCGAGGUGCAACCCGAGGUGUCACGAGUGGAACUGGAGGAGGCAGUGGUGCAUCUCCAGCUUCACACUGGUGUCUCCGUCCGCUUCUUGUCAACCUGGAAGGACUUCUCAGAUCACAUCACCAUGACAACCAAAGCUGUUGCAGAAGCCCCCUUCAAGCGAGAGAGGGAGAAGACGGGCUUCUCCUUCUACCUGGAGAGUGAGUGGGCGGGGGGGCAGCGGGUGGAUAGAGCUGGGAAGGGACUGCUGCAGGUGUGGAGGAGACAGAUCCAACAGUUGAACAGAGUCAGUCCAGACAUGGCCUCAGCCAUCCUGGCAGCGUAUCCCUCCCCACAGCUGCUCAACAAGUCAUACAGUCUGUGCCGGACCGACCGUGAGAGGAUCUCGCUGCUGUCGGAGCUUCUGAUCCGCAGAGGAGAAGGCGUCACCUCCACGACGAGACGCGUCGGCCCGGAGCUCUCCAAACGCCUCUUCCUCCUGAUGAAGUCCUGUGAUCCUCAGCAGACUCUGGACUCCACCGUCUGACCUUUGGAAUGAGAUUUUCUCGUCUUUGGACUGUGGCACUUUGUGUUUACGACAUUGAAUUUUAAACUAUGUAGUUAGAAUUUAGGUUUUAUUACAUUUCUUUUUUUUUCUUAUGUAUAUAUUAACGUUUUAUAAAAAUAGCAUUAAAAAAAUUACAAUCAUUACGUAAUCGUUUCUAAGAAAGGAUAUAUAAUGAUUUAUGGGAAAUUCUCAUAUUUUUCCAGGUGGGUCUUUUUCUCUAAUUGCAGUCAGUCAGAUGGUAAAUGCUAAAAACAUUUAUUUAUAUAUAUAUAAAUUAACUUCAGCGCUCUCUCACACUCGCCAAAAGUGA
Molecule: messenger RNA, 2248 nt
Organism: Cottoperca gobio
Lineage: Eukaryota; Metazoa; Chordata; Actinopteri; Perciformes; Bovichtidae
Gene: eme1
Product: essential meiotic structure-specific endonuclease 1
Exons: 10
Coding region: 244-1917 (557 amino acids)
Biological process (GO): replication fork processing; double-strand break repair; resolution of meiotic recombination intermediates
Cellular component (GO): nucleus; Holliday junction resolvase complex
Molecular function (GO): crossover junction DNA endonuclease activity; DNA binding
Source: RefSeq, a predicted model, not a curated record